AAAAUGCAGAGACCGCCAGCUAUGUUAGAAGAAUUCUUGGAAUUCCAAGAUUUGAACGAUUGGCCACACAGUCCCUUAGAAGAAUCUUUGACGGUGGCUUGUACACUGGACGCCGCAUACCCAUUAGAUGUUAUAAACAAAGAUCUUCAUGAAAACACAUCUUUUAGUGACAAAGCCUUUGUCGAUUUGGAGGCCAACAUUUGUCAAAAUACAUCCCUUCUUGAUAAAUAUGCAUCCCAAAUAUUAAAUUUACAUUUCUCAGAUGACCAUAUGGACUCUUCAAAUGAAGCGUUUUUAACAGAAGUUGAUGUAUCUGGCAGCACUGUGAAAGGACGCUCACAAGAAGAUAUUAAGGAGCUAAAGGGUAAUACUAGAAGAAAGAAGAAACUAUCUGUUGAGUCUUCUGUAUUCCCUGGAUUCAAAAGAACUGAGGUCACGGAGCUACCCGGACAAUUGGAGCCUGUCCAAGUCCUAAACCAUGUUGCAGAGAACCAGAACUUUAAAGUACGUACCCAAUAUUAUACUGAAGAACCAAUGUUGCAAUGCCUUGCCAUGAAGAACAAGAACAGCUUUUCAACAGGAUCUCAGACAACUUUGUGA
Messenger RNA from Spea bombifrons (plains spadefoot toad), 600 nucleotides. RefSeq names its product protein FAM227B-like. Bases 4 to 600 code for a protein of 198 amino acids. The transcript has 6 exons. The record is from RefSeq and is a predicted model, not a curated record. NCBI's taxonomy places the organism in Eukaryota, Metazoa, Chordata, Amphibia, Anura, Pelobatidae.